Molecule: messenger RNA, 1510 nt
Organism: Alternaria alternata
Lineage: Eukaryota; Fungi; Ascomycota; Dothideomycetes; Pleosporales; Pleosporaceae
Product: thiosulfate sulfurtransferas-like protein
Exons: 3
Coding region: 277-1296 (339 amino acids)
Biological process (GO): transsulfuration
Cellular component (GO): mitochondrion
Molecular function (GO): thiosulfate-cyanide sulfurtransferase activity
Source: RefSeq, a predicted model, not a curated record
CAAAUUCGUAGACCAUACAAAUGCCGUUAUCCAAACGCGUAAUGCUAUCAUCUUCUGAAUCGAUCUUUAUAUUCGAGCGCGAAAAAACGCGUCACAUGAUGUUAUACUCGACUAAAAUUGCGUGCGCGUAAGCUUACUGCGGACCCUCCUCUGUACAGAGGAUGCAGAUAGGGAAGCUUGACCUCGCCGUCUACUCCACAUAUCUUCGCUCCUUCUUCUUUCUCGCCGACCAGGACACCUUUUCUAGUUCACUGUAUCCACCGUCCAGCUUCCAAUAUGUUCGUCCUACGCUUCCGCUGCUCUUUACGCCCACUCUCUUCCACUCCCUCUGUCCGCUUCCCCAUAGCUGCAAGCAGUAGACGGACAAUGUCUUCACACCACCACUUCUCUUCUUAUCUCGUCUCACCAUCCGAGCUCAAUUCAGCUCUGAAGCAUAAUGCUAGCAAGCUUUCUUCAGAGCCGCGCAUCGUCCCGCUUUGCGCAUCCUGGUUUUUGCCCAACGAUGGUAGGAAUGGGUACAAUACUUUUAUUGAAGAGCGUAUCCCGCGCGCUCGUUUCUUCGAUCUCGACGCCGUCAAGGACAUUCACUCGCCAUAUCCGCACAUGCUUCCUUCUGCCGAAGACUUCGCAAUCGCAAUGAGACACCUCGGUAUACGCCGUGAAGACAGCGUAGUCGUCUAUGAUACAAAGGAGCUGGGUAUCUUCUCAGCCCCAAGAGUUGGUUGGACGCUACGAGUCUUCGGACAUCCAAAUGUGCAUGUGUUGAACAACUUCCGCAAGUGGAUCGAACAAGGGUUCCCAACGGAGAGCGGAGAGCCAAAGGAGGUUGCGCCGACCGAGUAUGCAGUGCCGAAGUUGGAGGAAGAGAGGAUCGUCGCCUUUGAGGAGGUCAAGGAUAUCGCAAGAGAAUUGGGCAAGGAGGGUGCGGAUGAAGUGCAAAUAUUGGACGCGAGGAGCUUAGGCCGGUGGAAGGGCAUUGAUCCGGAGCCUAGAGAAGGCCUUUCAUCUGGGCACAUUCCGCACUCCACCUCUGUCCCCAUCACGGACCUUCUCGAUUCGAAAGACAAGACGCUUCUCCCUGCCUCCGAACUCCAAGCUAUCUUCAAGUCCAAGGGGGUGGAUCCGUCUAAGCCAAUCAUAAACAGCUGUGGUACAGGCGUCACAGCGGCAAUCAUCGACGCUGCAUUGUCAGAAGCUGGCUUCCCGGCACAACAGAGGCGCUUGUAUGAUGGCAGCUGGACCGAGUGGGCGCAGCGCGUGAAGCCUGGCGAAGGUCUCGUCCGGAAGACGGAGUAGAUUGGUACGUAGACUGGUUGGAGACGUGAUGAGUUUCCUUAACAAGUUGAUACCCCUUUUCUUUCGCGUAUAUUCUUUGUAUCCUCGAAUGCAUGAUAUGAUUCCGACUUUAUGCCAAUGAUGAAGUAUGCAUAACUUUCUUGCUGGCCUAAUUCGUUGUAUUCGUCAAUGUGAUGCAAUUUUGUGAUUUUUCAUGCUCAUCAACAACGUCUAC